AUGCCCAGCCUGGGAGUGCUGGGCAGCGCCCGCUCCGGGCUGGGACUGUUGCUGGGCACCGCCGCGGGCCUCGGAUUCCUGUACGCCCUUUACAGACAGCGGUGGAAACGGCCCCAGCGCCACGGCCAGAACCAGCUCCUGCCCAACUCACUGGACGUCACGCAGACUUCAGAGCCCAGACGCCAGGUGAGGCCGUUGCGCGCAGUCCCCGGUGAGGCUGGAGAUGCUGCGGUGCUGCCCAGCCUUCCAGGGGAAGGCCAGGAGAUGGUGCUGGACCGCCUGGACUUCGUGCUGACCAGCCUGGUGGCGCUGCGGCGGGAGGUGGAGGAGCUGAGGGGCAGCCUGCAGGGGCUUGCUGGGCAGAUCGUCGGGGAGUUCCGGUCCCACAUGGAAGCGAACCAGAGAGUGGCUCGGCGGCGAAGGUUCCCGUUUGCCCGGGAGAGGAGCGACUCCACCGGCUCCAGCUCCAUCUACUUCACAGCGACCUCGGGAGGCACGCUCACGGACGCGGAGAGCGAAGGCGGCUACACAACAGCUAAUGCCGAGUCUGACUAUGAGCGGGAUUCUGACAGGGAGAGUGAAGACGGGGAAGAUGAAGUGAGCUGUGAGACGGUGAAGAUGGGGAGAAAGGAUUCUCUGGACCUGGAGGCAGAGGCGGUUCCCAGAGCCCCGGAGGCUGCAGGCUCCCCUGGCCCGGAGGACGUGCUGCCCCUCCUGCUGCAGGCUGACGGGCUGCACCAGGGCGGUGAGCAGAGCAAGCGGGAGGGCUUCCAGCUGCUGCUCAACAACAAGCUGGCGUACGGAGGCCGGCAGGACUUCCUCUGGCGCCUGGCCCGGGCCUACAGCGACAUGUGUGAGCUCGCUGGGGAGGCGAGCGAGAAGAAGUCAUACGCUCAGGACGGAAAAGAAGAAGCAGAGGCCGCUCUGGCGAAGGGGGACGAGAAUGCUGACUGCCACCAAUGGUAUGCAGUGCUUUGUGGUCAGCUGGCUGAGCAUGAGGGCAUCCAGAAGCGCAUCCAGAGUGGCUUUAGCUUCAAGGAGCAUGUGGACAAAGCUCUGGCUCUCCAGCCAGAAAACCCUAUGGCUCACUUUCUCCUCGGCAGGUGGUGCUACCAGGUUGCUCACCUGAGCUGGCUAGAAAAAAAAACUGCGACAGCCUUAUCUGAAAGCCCCCUCAGUGCUACUGUGGAAGAGGCCCUGCAGAGCUUCCUAAAGGCUGAAGAACUACAGCCAGGAUUUUCCAAAGCAGGACGGGUAUAUAUUUCCAAGUGCUACAGAGAACUAGGGAAAAACUCUGAAGCUAGACAGUGGGUGAAGCUGGCUAUGGAGCUGCCAGAUGUCACUAGUGAGGAUUCAGCUUUCCAGAAGGACCUGGAAGAAUUGGAAGUCAUCUUAGGACACUAA
Messenger RNA from Pipistrellus nathusii (Nathusius's pipistrelle), 1404 nucleotides. Lineage: Eukaryota; Metazoa; Chordata; Mammalia; Chiroptera; Vespertilionidae. The record is from the annotation of a GenBank genome assembly.